This is a messenger RNA of Tyto alba (common barn owl), 3194 nucleotides long. RefSeq names its product collagen alpha-5(IV) chain-like. NCBI's taxonomy places the organism in Eukaryota, Metazoa, Chordata, Aves, Strigiformes, Tytonidae. The record is from RefSeq and is a predicted model, not a curated record. The transcript is spliced from 2 exons. The coding region runs from base 857 to 1864 and encodes 335 amino acids.
AAUAUCAAGGCAAAAGCAAGAAGCAUUUUGUAUGCACACAUGACUGCUUUGGUGAAUGAGACUGGUUCAGCAGGAAGCCUGAACAUGAAGGACUUCUUCUGCAAAGUGAUACCCAUCAAGUAGCUUCCCCCCCCUGUUCAGGGACAAUUCCUGGUGUUAGGCUGUUUUGGGAAGCGAUGGCCCUUAAUCUCUUUGCAGGAGAACAUCCUCCCUGCAAGCAAGCUGCUUGUGUGAUCUAACCACCUCUCGUGCCUCUGUGCCAGGAUACUGGUGAAAAGCACGAUCUGUCCUUCCUCACUAGGACCCAGCUGGUGAUGGGGGCAGCUCUCAUGGGACAUUUUUGCACGGGCCUUGUGGGGGUUAUGGGGGUGGGUGCCAGGAUGCCUGCAGAGUACUAGGGUGCUUGCAGGGGGCUCUGGUGCCCACAGGGUGCUGGGAUGCCUGCAGGGUGCUAGGAUGUCUGCAGGGUACUGGGGAUGCCUGAGGGUACUGGGGUGCCAGGAGGUUACCAGGGAUGUCCAGAAGUACUGGGAUGCCCAGAUGGUACUGGGGAUGCUCAGGGGUACCAGGAUGCCCGGGUUUACUGGGAUGCCCAGAGAUUAUGGGGGAUGCCUGGAGGGUACCGGAAUGCCCGGGGGUUACUGAGGAUGCCCAGGGCUACUGGGAUGCUAGGGGGUACCGGGGUGCCCGGGGGUUACUGGGGAUGCCCGGGGGUACCGGGAUGCCCAGAGGUUAUGGGGGAUGCUGCAGGGUUACCGGGGAUGCCUGGGGGUACUGGGAUGCCUGGGGGUACUGGGGUUGCCCAGGGUUACCGGGGAUGCCUAGGGGUUACUGAGGAUGCCCGGGGGUACCGGCGAUGCCCAGGAGUUACCGGGAUGCCUGGGGGUUACUGAGGAUGCCCGGAGGUUAUGGGGGAUGCGGGGGGUUACUGGGGAUGCCCGGGGGUAUCAGGGGUGCCCGGGGGUACCGGGGAUGCCCAGGGAUGCCGGGGUGCCCGGGGGUACCGGGGAUGCCCGGGGGUACCGAGGUGCCCGGGGAUACCGGGGAUGCCCGGAGGUUACCGAGGAUGCCCGGGGGUACCGGGGUGCCCGGGGGUUACCGAGGAUGCCCUGGGGUACCGGGGUGCCCGGGGAUACCGGGGAUGCCCGGGGGUUACCGAGGAUGCCCGAGGUUACCGAGGAUGCCCAGGGGUACCGGGGAUGCCCGAGGGUACCGAGGAUGCCCGGGGGUACCGGGGUGCCCGGGCUGCGGCGGGGCUCUGGUGCCACCUCGUGGGCUGCCGCCUCCCGCCGCCGCGCAGGGUCCGGCCCGGUCUGGGUCUGGCGGGAGCGGGGGGGGGCGCCGGUCUGUCGGUGCGGCGGAGCAGCAGCUUUGCUCGGCAGCCCAGCGCCUGCAGACGGGGCUUGCCCGCCGGCCCGGGGCGGCUGCUGGAGCUCCGCGGCAGGACAGCGCUCAGCACCCCUCUGCUCGGUUCUGCAGCUCCUCCUUGGCUAAUCCUGCCAAUAUUUUCUUCCUUUGCUGCUUCCCAGAGACACACGUGUUCCUGUACCACCCCUCGCAGCUGCUCGGAAGAGCUGAUGCCUUCAGAAAAAGCGGUUCGGAGCAAAGCUUGCCACUCAGACCCCAGGAAAUAUCUCCAGACCUUCCCGCAGGGACAGGCUGGGAGUUUAUUGCCACCAUGCAAGCAAAGAGCUUAGCAAGAAUUUCUGAUGCCCGAUCACAUCAGGGAACAGAAAUAUUAGCAAGCCAUGCAGCAUAUGGCAAUCUUUCAUCCUGUUUCGGUGAGCCCAGCAAGUCUCCCGAGGAUGGGUGGGCAGGGGAAAGUGUCUCCCUUGUGAGAGGGGCCCCUGGCAGUGCAUGGUGACCCCAUCCUGCAUGGGAUUACCUGGCCCUUCCCUCCUCGCUUUUCUGCCUUGACCAAACACCUCUGGCCCUCCCCACAAACGCCUUCAGCAUGGUGUCACCUUGUAUACAUACAACUUUAUGGAAGCGCAAUCCUCCUCCUCUCUCUCUCAUCUGGGAUGCAGGGUUUGGCUUCCCCGUAGGUGGUAUCUGCUCCCCACCCCUCCCCAUGGGGUCACCCUGGCUCCUGCCAGCCCUGCCAGGGCUGGACCAAGGGCAGGAGAGCUGCAGGGCUGUAAGAAGCAGGAUGCCCCAGCAACGACCACCCAACUGCCAUGUCCCAAAGUCAGAACUUGAUCUAAACUGCCUGCAAGUUUGGGGCUGGAGGGUGAGGGCUGACUCUGCCAAGCCCCUUCCCACCUGCCUGGCCCUCUUCUCCCACAGGAGCCCCCGCACCCCCCUUGAACCUCCUCCUCCUCCUGGGGGUUGUGUUGUUAGUGGCCAUGACCUAGUGACAAACUCCCACAGCCCUGCAGAGAAAAGGAAAGGUGGUUAAUCACUGCCAUACCUGUGCUUUAGGGAGGGGAUAAAAGAUUCCAGCUGGGUCCUGGCCCUCCGCCUUCUGCUUUUGGCUGAGCUUGCCCUGGCCAAGCAGACAUGGGUGAAACUGUUCCCCAGAGUGUUUGUACUCUUUCCUCAAAGGCUCACGUAGAGCAGUAACAAGAUACACCAUCCCUGCAAAGGCACGUGUUGAUCUAGCGCAGGUCAAAGCCAGCAUUCAAAGCCCCCCCGAGCAUCGCUGGGAUCCCAGAUAAGCUGUGCAGCAGCACCCAGCUCCCUGGGACUGCAGAGGGAGCUGGCCCUGCACCCUCGCAGAAAGGGCAUCAGCUGCACCAAUGGGCCAAAAGAAAUAUGCCAGAGGAAAGCUAUGUAUAUGUAUGUUAUAUAUAUAUUAUACAUGCUAACAUUUCAGAACAUAGAGCAGAACCAGCCCCUCCAGGGUCUAUUUAGGGGCUGGGGUCUGGCCACCAUCCACAGGAGCCCUGUAUUGUUAUUCUGAAAGAGCACCAGCUCGCAGGCUCCUAAGCCGCACCAAAUCCCCGCUUGGGUGGAGAGGCUGGAGCCACACUGGCUUCACAGGACCUGCUGGUGAUUUUGAACUGCUCUUGGCAGCACGAGAGGGGAGCACUGAGGGAUAAAAGCAUCAGGUAGCCGGUCUGGCAAGCGCUGAGAAUACCGAGUGUGCCCAAAGAGCUGCAUCCUGCUGUGAAGUUACAGCUACGACAAGCACUCACACACUGCCAGUCUGUGGCAGCUGAUAAAAAGGCAGGAGACGAGAGAGGAUGAAAUCA